Messenger RNA from Dendronephthya gigantea, 1221 nucleotides. RefSeq lists its product as uncharacterized. Lineage: Eukaryota; Metazoa; Cnidaria; Anthozoa; Malacalcyonacea; Nephtheidae. The transcript is spliced from 4 exons. Bases 85 to 696 code for a protein of 203 amino acids. The record is from RefSeq and is a predicted model, not a curated record. Gene Ontology annotation, cellular component: BLOC-1 complex.
UACCCCCUUUUAUCCCUUUUCAUCGUUUAAUUUACCUGACUAUCCAGCAUUAUCCCUUGUCAUUCCUUUUAUCAAUAGUAAAAAAUGGCGGCUCGAAGGGAAAAUUUUGUUCAAGGAGAAGCGUCAGAAUCGGACGAAGAAUACGAAAUCGAUCAAUCUUAUUUUAUGAAAAACACGAUGGUUGCAAAGCCAGACUCACCAGCUUCUAGGCAAGGUAUCGUAGUCCAAGGUGAAGCCUCGGAGAGUGAUGAAAGCGAAACGGAAAACACAGCAAACGUACCAGACCCAAACGAUAGAUCAGCGAUCGAUUCACAAAAUAUUUUAACGUCGCAGGAGAGUGGCACUGCAAGCAUACCUGACGAUCACACUAAACGAAAAGUUAAAUUUCAUUACGACUCGAGUUUUCAUCGGCGUUUAAGAGUGAGCAAUCUGGAGCUUAGAUCAGAUGCCAUUGAGAACAGAAUGAAGAUUUAUAAUGAUGCAAACAGGAAACUACAAUCAGCGGUAUUUUACCUCAAUAGAUCACAAGCAUCAGCACAGGAUAUAUUUUCCAAUGUUGGCUUGAUAUCUGGAGAUCUCCAGUCUAUCACAGAAAGUUUGGACCAAAUCACUUCACUCAACUUUUUACCCACACUGAAAAUGCCCAACACGCAUGAGCCUACCAUCCCCCCACAGGAACCCUUAGUUACUUCAUGAACAAACUUUAUAGUCGCUUUAUAAAAGAAAUUUGAGAUAAACAAAGUCCUAACAGCUUUAAGGACAUCUGAAGAUGAGACUCACCAAUCGGUGGGAUAAACUUGACACACACUUUACUGAAAAGUGAUGACAUUUGGAAGGUAGUAAUCUUUCAGCUUUUGUGGUCAGUCUGGAAUGAAAAGUAUUAGCAGGCAUUGAAGUCUAAUUGCAGUUUGUGUUCAACAUCUUCAGAAAGAGAACAACACCAGUACUGGUUUUGAAAGACCUACUUCUGCUGGGAGCAGACUUAAGUAGACUUAAAUUUGUGCUCUUUGGGUCUGCUAACCUCCAGUUAUAACAAGUGACUGAUGAUAAUUCGUUCCAGAUCCUGUUGUAGUCUUGAAUUUGAUGGCAAAUAAACGAAUUGAGAGAUGAGGUCAUGAGCGAUGACAUUUUCAAAUUCUCCAAAGUAGCACGUCUUUCUGUCUGUCUGUCUGAGAAAGUUGCCCUCAUUCGAACCACAUGUUUCCGCAAUGAAGCGAAUAU